Messenger RNA from Bubalus bubalis (water buffalo), 2146 nucleotides. It is a transcript of the gene SH2D2A, whose product is annotated as SH2 domain containing 2A. Bases 105 to 1361 code for a protein of 418 amino acids. NCBI's taxonomy places the organism in Eukaryota, Metazoa, Chordata, Mammalia, Artiodactyla, Bovidae. The transcript is spliced from 8 exons. The record is from RefSeq and is a predicted model, not a curated record. Gene Ontology annotation, cellular component: cytoplasm.
GGGGGCUGGGGUGAGAGGAGAGAUGAGUUGCUGAGUAUGCACACCUUUUGAAAGCCCAUACACACACACCCUGCUCCAGGGGCUCCUUUCUCAGGCUGCCCCCCAUGGAGUUCCCCCUGGCCCAGAUAUGCCCCCAAGGGAGCCGAGAAGCCCCGGCCAUAACCUUCAGCACCUUCCAGCCCCUGGACUUGAACCGCAGGAGCUGCCAGGGCCCGGGCUUGCUUCUGGGACCACGACUCCAGGCCCCUGAGGAAGUCUGGCCCAGCCCCAGGGGCCCAGCUGGCCAGGCUGUGGCACCUCUCCAGGCCCCAGGAGCUGCCUGCAAUCCGAAGGAUGUUGGGAAGGAGGAGGUGCCAAGGGAAGAAGCUCUGUUCCUACAGGCCGAGACUCGGGCUUGGUUCCAGAAGACCCAGGCCCAUGAGUUCCUACAGCACGGGGCGGCCCCCAUCUGGUUCCACGGUUUCAUCACCCGGAGAGAGGCCGAGAGGCUGCUGGAGACUAAGCCUCAGGGAUGCUACUUGGUGCGUUUCAGCGAGAGCGCCGUGACCUUUGUGCUGACUUACAGGAGCCGGACUUGCUGCCGCCACUUCCUGUUGGCCCAGCUAGGGGACGGGCGCCACGUGGUGCUGGGCGAGGACAGCGCCCACGCGCGGCUGCAGGAUCUACUGCUGCACUACACUGCGUGCCCGCUCAGCCCGUACGGGGAGACGCUCACCGAACCCCUCGCCCGCCAGACUCCUGAGCCCGCAGGACUGUCCCUAAGGACCGAAGAAUCAGACUCUGGAAGCAAAAGCCAGGACUCACCGUUUCAGUAUAGCCCGAUUCUCAAAAAGGAACGAAGUAUAGCCCUCACGCAGAGAGAUGGAGCUGGGGAGCCAAAGCAGCCCUCCCAGUCGCCCAGGCCCAAGCCGCCCAUCCCCGCCAAACCUCAGCUGCAGCCCGAAGUCUACACAAGCCCUGCUCCGAGACCCCGCCCAGCCCUGCCGCCCAAGCCCUCCAACCCCAUCUACAACGAACCUGAUGAACCCAUCGACUUCUACGCCAUGGGCCGUGGCAGCCCUGGGGAAGCUCCCAGCAACAUUUAUGCCGAGGUGGAGGUGAGGCAGCCUGAUUCAAGGAGUGAGGACCCGCAGUGCAUCCUCAGGCAUGAAGUCCUACGGAAAUGCCAGUCCAGGCCUGUCCUAGGCAGCCAGAAUCCAGGUGGCCAACAACUACAUUCUGAGAACUCCGUGGCUGAACACGGCCCUACUGUGCCCCACCAGCCCCUACCCCGCUGGGGGCACACUCUCCCCCACAACCUUGCUAGACAAGUGCUUCAGGACAGAGGACAGGCGUGGCUCCCCCUGGGGCCUCCUCAGUAGCUGGUCUGAGCUGGGGAAGGAUAACUUGGAACAGCGGGUCCAGAGACCUUCACACACACCCAGCCAUCCUUCUCAGGAAAUGUAAAUGGAACAAACUGUAGGUGAUCAAAGCUGGAAAGGACCUCAGCCAUCAUCUAUUGCAAAGACGGCGAAAAAGUGUCACCUUGGAUGCCAACUCCAAUCCAUUGAUUGUGGCUGCCUAGAGCACUGCUUUGGAAAGGAUGCUAAGGUCAUAUCUGAACUCAGCAGAAAAGAACGCCAUGAUUGAUUAGUGAUGUCUGCCAUGGGUGAGAGAAGAGGCGCAGCACCUCCUUUGCCUUUACUGAUCAAGUCCAACUCCAGCUUUGUUUUUAGAAACAAACCCAGAGAGGGAUGGUGGCUUAGUCAAGGUCAAGGACUAGAACCCAGGCUUCCUGAUUCUUCUGUUUAGUGCUCUUUUCUGUACCCCACUCUACUAACUCUUCUCCAUGGGAAAUGUCUGAGAUUUCCUCAGAUAAGAAAUCUGGCUGCUUUCCAGAGUUCUGCUGCAUGGGGGCCUUGGGUGCUGGUUCCCUUCCUCCAGAUCCCAGCUUAGCCCUGUUCCCCUAACUGGUCUGGGCCCACACAAAGAAACCUGGAGGCAGGAGGAGCAAAUGUGGGGUCUGCUUCCUUUCAGGGACACACCCUCUGGUUCCCUCCCAAGAAUCUCCAAGAAUCCAGUGGCUCAGUGCUUGCCUCUAAGGAAGAGGGCUAGGAGGGCCCUGCUGCAUCCCACUACCCUGGUUUCCCCUCCUGGAGUCUGAUUU